Molecule: messenger RNA, 1310 nt
Organism: Syngnathus typhle (broad-nosed pipefish)
Lineage: Eukaryota; Metazoa; Chordata; Actinopteri; Syngnathiformes; Syngnathidae
Product: GTPase IMAP family member 2-like
Exons: 8
Coding region: 179-1219 (346 amino acids)
Molecular function (GO): GTP binding
Source: RefSeq, a predicted model, not a curated record
CAGUGUGAGCAGCAUACCGCCGUUUGACUGUACAAUGGAUUAACAUGAGCAGCGUAAGUGUGUGUGCGUGUGUGUGUUCUUGGGGGCAGGCCUUCGCACACAAAGAAGACAUCACAGUCAAAGUGGGAUCAAAGUUUAACUCGCUAAAAGGAGAAGACUCAACUUGUAUGCUUGAGAAAUGGAAUGUAAAUGCGAAACCAGCAAUGCCGAAGAUGCAGCUAAUGACUGGUGGCUGAGCGGCACCAAUGCCCAGAUGGGAGCUUACACCGUGGUGGGGUAUCUUCUGUACAGAUUCUCACAGACCCUUCCCGCGAUCAUCCGAUGGCCGAUUCGGUUCUUCUGCUCUAUAACUGGUCUGUCAGCUCUUUGGGGAUGGGUGAGCCGCGUUGUUGGGACCCUCCGAGGAAUCCAAAGUCUGUGCAAAUGGAUGUCUCAUAUUUGGAAGUUUAUCAAAGGAUUGUCUGGCAAAUUCCAUUGGGUGAUUCCCUUCCUCGCAGGAUCCGGUGAAGGCUAUAUGGCAAAUGAGACCAUAAGACUGAACCUGUCGAGUCCCUUAAAAGCAGGCCUCAGACUGAUCGUAGUGGGCCCUGCUGGUGGGGGACGCACAUCUGUGGUAAACACUUUGUUGGACAGCUGGGCAGAAGAACCAGAUGAACCUCUCACAGAGAGCACCAUAAGAAGAGCCAUAGUGGACGGUAGGGAACUCACUGUGAUUGACACGCCGGAUCUAUUGAGUGAGUCUUUGGAGAGAGUUACUCGAGUCAAGGAAGCUCUGAGGAGCAUUCAGCUGGCAAGUCCUGGUCCUCACGCCAUCCUGCUGGUAAUGCAGGCACCACGCUCCAGCAACGUGACGCAACAAGAAGGGAUGCAAGCCAUCCAAGCUACACUGGAACUGUUUGGAGAGAGCAUCCGAGGGCACAUCAUCCCGGUGCUAACCCACGCCGACCGCUUGGGUCGACGGCACACUUUGGAGCACCUGCUGGGUACGGAUGCCGGCGGCGUGAACAAAUUGACGUCAGUGUGUGGUCAGAGGCCUGAGUUGCUGGACACUAGGCCGGAUCGGUCUCCGGAAGAACAGAAGGUGACGCGCAGGAUGCUGGUGGGGCGUGUCCUCGAGCUGAAGGGGCUCAGGGGACAUUUUGUCCAUGAGUGGCAGAGGAGGGAGGAACGUGUAAGGGAGGAGCUGCUGGCUGACAUGAUCUCUGGCAUGACAUCUUAAAAAAUCAAUUUUAAAAUCAAAUCUCAGAUGAUGAAUGUAUUUUCAGUGGCCUGCAAUUUAAAAUGAUCUACAAGAAGUUCUUCCCACAAAA